This is a messenger RNA of Oncorhynchus gorbuscha (pink salmon), 2412 nucleotides long. Its product is annotated as E3 ubiquitin-protein ligase RNF182-like. Bases 41 to 847 code for a protein of 268 amino acids. The record is from RefSeq and is a predicted model, not a curated record. The transcript has a single exon. NCBI's taxonomy places the organism in Eukaryota, Metazoa, Chordata, Actinopteri, Salmoniformes, Salmonidae.
UGGCAAUCUGGGCAUUCCGCCCUCCCUUGCCUCUCUCAGGAUGAACCAGAAGUUGGAGAAGUUGGACUUGGAGACGGACCAGCGCUGCCAGCCUCUGGUCUACACCGUGGAGGAGCUGGAGUGCAAGAUUUGCUAUAACCGCUACGACAUGCGCUCCCGCAAGCCCAAGGUGCUGGGCUGCCUCCACCGCGUCUGCACCAAAUGCCUGAAGAAGAUUGUGGAGAACUCGUCCCCCAGCAUCGUCAGCUGCCCCUUCUGUCGGCACGAGACGCAAGUGCCCUACGAGGAGAUCUGGCUGCUGCAGGACGACAGCAACAUCCUGGCCAUCCUCACCUAUCAGGACCGGGCCAGGAAGAGUGGCGGUUCCAUCACCCCUGGCGGGGAGGUACUGCUGACCCCAAGCAGCCUGAGCGGAGGUGGAGGGGACGGCUGUGGUGGUGAUUCUGGGGGUGACUGCGUCACAACCGGCGAACAGUCGCAUAGCUCCUCCGACUGCCUGGUCAUCACCAUCAUGGAGGUGCCGGGCGAAUCGCAGUCAUCGGACUCCAUGAGCAUGCUCAAUAUGGUGCGCCUGUACCGGCCCGCAAGCCUGGCCUCGCUGCCCUGCAACAUGCCCUUGCAGAAGUGCGGCGCUUGGACCUCGCGCAACUUUCCCAGCUUCCUAAUCGGUGUCCUGUGUCUGGUCUUCUUCUCGUCACUGCCGCUGGGCAUCUACCUGCUGAUGAUCCAACAGCUCACCCUGGGCGUCAUCCUGGUUAGCCUGGUGCCCUCCACCCUAGUUCUGUGUGUGUUCUACGGCUUCUGUCAAUGCCUUUGCCAUGAGAUCAUGCAGUCCAUAGCUACAUAGUCACGUCCCCACUUUACUCCCCUCCCCUACUCAACCCCCUAAUACCAAUAUAUGUCUACCUGUGGACAUGACAUAGCGAGACCUGUAAUAGACCAAACCAAAUCACCGAUGCAUAUCUACAGUGCCGUGAAAAAGUAUUUUCACCCUUUCUGAUUUAACCCUACUUUUGCAUAUUUUUGAUACUGAAUGUUAUCAGAUCUACAACCAAAACCUAACAUUACAUAAAGGGAACCUGAGUGAACAAAUAACACAACAAUUAGAUAUUUAUUUCAUAAACAAAGUAAUUGCCCCUUUACACUCAAUAACUGGUCGUGCUACCUUUAGCAGCAAUGACUCCAACCAAACGCUUCCUGUAGUUGUUGAUCAGUUACUCACAUCGCUGUGGAGGAAUUUUGGCCCACUCUUCCAUGCAGAACUGCUGUAACUCCGUGACAUAUGUGGGUUUUCUAGCAUGAACUGCUCUUUCCAAGUCCUGCCACAUCUCAAUUGGGAUUAGGUCUGGGCUUUGACUAGGUCAUUCCAAAACUUCAAAUGUAUUGCUUUUAGUAAUUUUCAUGUAGAUUUGAUUGUGUGUUUUGGAUCAUUGUCUUGCCCCAUGGCCCAGAUGUUCUUCAGCUUCAGCUCACAGACAGAUGGCCUGACAUUAUCCUGUAGAAUGAUCUGAUACAGAACAGAAUUCAUGGUUCCUUCUUUUAAGGCCAGGUCCUGACGCAGCAAAGCAUCCCCAAACCAUCACACUAACACUAGCAUGCUUGGCCAUUGGUAUGAGGUUCUUACGGUGGAAUGCAGUGUUUGGUUUUUGCCAGGCAUAAUUGGACCCAUGUCAUCCAAAUAGUUGACUCAAGUUUGCCAAAAAGCACCUGGAAGCAUUUGGAUGAUCAAGACUCUUGGAAUAAUGUUCUAUGGACAGAUGAUUCAAAAGUGUAAGGGGGCAAAUACUUUUUCACUGCACUGUAUAUCCCCUCUCCUUUGUAAAAUACACCCCUACCCACCACUUUCUUUCUUAUUUCCCACUUCAGAUAAUACCAGCACUAAAACAAACAUUUCCGAGUGACCACUUGGAUUUGGAUGUAGGGCUUUCCACUGGAACAUUCGAGACAAGCCAACCUGUGCAACGCCCACGGCCUGAUGAAUGGUUUUCUAAUUACACAGCUCAACCUGCAUCAGAUUGCUGUUGUUUGUGUGCAUACGGCUCACCAGAAUGGGCUUUAGUUAUUGUGACGAUCACUAAACUGUAUUGUUAAAAAAGAAUACGACCCUCUCAUGUUCUACUAUGGCAAUGACUGCACAGACACUGUUAACCUUAUCGUGGUAGAAUACCUAUCUGCUCGACCUAUGGGCAACGGACUAUGAAAACCCAUAGUUUUAAGGAUGUAUUCAGACAUACAGCACAGUCUCCAUGUAUACUGUUGAAGUUCCUAGUUGCCUUUGUAAGGCAUGUCUGUCUGUGACCCUGCAGUAACUUAUCGUUGUAAUUUGAACUUGUCUGUGUUAUUGCAAUUGGAAUGGGCAAACCGCCUAACGCCUAAACUGUUACUAGAUAUUUCAAUAAAGACUCAAGAGAC